UUCGAGCACGUGAGCAUGCUGGUCAUCCUCUUGAACUGCGUGACCCUCGGCAUGUUCCAGCCUUGCGAGGACAUCAAGUGUCAGUCUGACUGGUGCACCAUCUUGCAGGCAUUUGACGACUUCAUUUUUGCCUUUUUUGCCGUGGAGAUGGUCAUCAAGAUGAUGGCUCUCGGGAUUUUUGGGCAGAAGUGUUACCUGGGCGACACGUGGAAUCGUUUGGACUUCUUCAUUGUCAUGGCGGGGAUGAUGGAGUACUCUUUGGAUGGCCACAACGUCAGCCUCUCCGCCAUUCGCACUGUGCGCGUGCUCAGACCCCUCCGAGCCAUCAACAGAGUUCCCAGUAUGAGAAUACUGGUGACUCUGCUCCUAGAUACAUUGCCUAUGUUAGGCAACGUCCUCCUCCUUUGUUUUUUUGUGUUCUUUAUAUUUGGGAUUGUCGGCGUGCAACUGUGGGCCGGCUUGCUGAGGAACAGGUGUUUCCUAGAAGACAGUUUGAAAUCGACAUAUAAUUUGUCCUUCCUGAGCCCUUACUACAAGCCUGAGGAAACGGAGGACACACCAUUCAUCUGCUCCUCACACAGGGAGAAUGGCAUGCUGCGUUGCCGCGAUGUGCCCCAGCUGAAGGAGGGCAGCCUCGAGUGCCGGCUCAGCGUGGACUUUGCCAGCUUGACUCACUACGGUCCAGAAGGGGCCAGCAAGAACGGCUGCAUCAACUGGAACCAAUAUUACAAUGUAUGCAGGGCCGGGGAGCUCAACCCGCACAAAGGGGCUAUUAACUUUGACAAUAUUGGCUACGCCUGGAUCGCUAUAUUCCAGGUGAUCACUUUGGAAGGAUGGGUGGACAUCAUGUAUUAUGUCAUGGAUGCACAUUCCUUUUACAAUUUUAUAUAUUUUAUAUUUCUCAUAAUAGUGGGGUCUUUCUUCAUGAUCAACCUUUGCUUGGUUGUGAUCGCAACCCAAUUUUCGGAGACCAAGCAGCGGGAGAACCAGCUGAUGCAGGAGCAGCGAGCGCGGUACCUCUCCAAUGACAGCACGCUGGCUAGUUUCUCAGAGCCCGGCAGCUGCUACGAGGAGCUACUCAAGUACAUCAGCCACCUGUAUCGCAAGGUGAAGCGUCGGGUGACGCGGGUCUACAGCAGCUGGCAAAACAAGCGCAGGAAGAAAGUAAACCCCAACAGUGCUGGCGGGGCUGGAGGUGGAGCGGGGACGGGGGCAGGCAGUGCGGGUGCGAAUGGCCAGGGCAGGCGAUGGAGUGAUAAGCGGCAUUUCCGCUCCAUCCACCACCAUCAUCACCACCAUCACCACCAUCACUACCACAUCAGCAAUGGCAGCCCCUCUGUCGGCCCAGAGAUCCGUGAAACUGGUGACAUGAUGGAAUUGAAGACCAUGGGACCUGAGCCCCAACUCAUCUUGACCUCCCCGCAGAGUCCUUGCUCUGGGGCAGAGUCAGUGCACAGUAUCUACCAUGCAGACUGUCACCUCAAAGGCCCUCAGGUCCACCACGUGCCGUCAGACCUAGUGGGGAAUGUCCAGUUGCUAGCCGGGCUCAAUGGGGGUAUGAACUACCCCACCAUCAUGCCCUCCAUCAUCUGCAACCGCACCAACACUGGUAGCAGGGCCAAGGACAAGAGGGCUGUCAGCCACACCCUGAGUCUCAACAAGGCCUCCAGGAACCUCAACAUCCCCGAUCCCUACGGCAUGCUGAACCAAUUAGUUGGGGGGCACGCAGGUGUGUGCCAGGGCACUAGCUGUCUCUCGGGUCUGAACCUGUCCUUCCAAACAGCAGGCACAGUACCGGCUCUCUUGCCCUGCGAGUUGACGAACUGCCCCUAUUGUGCCCGGGUCCUGGAGAACCCCGACACGGAGCUGAGUGACUCAGACAGCUUCUGCUCCCGGUCCGAAGCGGAUGCGUACGGCAUCACUCGUGACAUGCACUACGGCACUGAGGACAGGACAAUCCGGUCGCAGCGACACCUAAAGAGGCCCAAGGAAAAGAACUGUGUUGCUCGAGCCUGGGAGAACUUUCGAGACAAGCUGAAACGCAUUGUGGACAGCAAGUACUUCAAUCGUGGGAUUAUGAUUGCCAUUUUGAUCAACACUUUAAGCAUGGGCAUCGAGUAUCACGAGCAGCCCGAUGAGCUCACAGAUGUCCUGGAGAUCAGCAACAUUGUCUUCACCAGCAUGUUCGCUCUGGAGAUGCUGCUGAAGCUCCUUGCCUACGGUCUCUUCGGCUACAUCAAGAACCCCUACAACAUCUUCGACGGGAUCAUCGUCGUCAUCAGUGUGUGGGAGAUCAUCGGCCAGGCAGAUGGCGGCCUUUCGGUCCUGCGGACCUUCCGUCUGCUGCGCGUACUCAAGCUGGUGCGCUUCCUGCCCGCCCUCAGGAGGCAGUUGGUGGUGUUGAUGAAGACCAUGGAUAACGUGGCCACCUUCUGCAUGCUGCUCAUGCUCUUCAUCUUCAUCUUCAGUAUUCUGGGGAUGCACCUGUUCGGAUGCAAAUUCAGCCUGAGGAUGGAGAACGGGGACACCAUUCCAGACAGGAAGAAUUUUGACUCCUUGCUGUGGGCCAUUGUCACUGUCUUUCAAAUCCUGACACAGGAGGACUGGAACGUGGUGCUCUACAAUGGCAUGGCCUCCACGUCUCCUUGGGCUGCUCUCUACUUUGUGGCUCUGAUGACCUUCGGAAACUAUGUCCUCUUCAACCUGUUGGUGGCCAUUCUGGUGGAGGGUUUUCAAGCCGAGGGAGACGCAAAUAGGUCAGAAGCGGAGGACGACAAACUGUCAACAAAUUUUGAAGAGGAAGAGAAGAUCCGGGAGCUGCAGGCCGCAGAAAUGAAGAUGCACUCUUUGAUGAUCAUGCCAAACGGACACCUGGACCCCAGGGCUAGCAUGCCCAUCAUCAUGCGCACAGCGGCCACUCCUAUGCCCACACCCAAGCCCUCCCCCUACAUGGACUCGGUGCACACCUUCUGCGAGUCCCGCAGGGGCAGCAGUGCUUCCAUCGACCCCGCCGGCUAUGACCAGAAGUCCCUGUCCAGCCAGAGGAGCUCCCCCUGCCCCCCUUGGGGAACGGGAAGCAACUGGGGCAGUCGACGUUCCAGCUGGAACAGCCUGGGUCGUGCUCCCAGCCUGAAGAGGAAGGACCAGUCUGGGGAGCGCGAGUCCCUGCUCUCAGGCGAGGGCCACAGGAGUUCUGACGAUGACGACUCAGAUGAAGGUGCCUCCAGCAAGGCGGGCAGUGUGGCCUGCACAUCCCCGCACCGCCACACCGACUCUCUGGACCUGCCAGAGCUGCUGCAGGUGCCCACGCUACGCCACCCUGGCGAGCACCACGACUGCAAUGGCAAGAGCCUUCGUCUGCCGCCCGACUUUCUGCGCCCCGACCUGGGCAAAGAUGAGCCUGACUAUGAAGAAGAUGCGGAUGAGAGCAUCUGUUUCCAAAUCAAGAAGAUGCUGGAGCCCUACAAGCCUCAGUGGUGCAGAGAUCAUGAGGACUGGUCCCUAUACCUGUUUUCACCGCAGAAUGAAUUUCGCAUGACGUGUCAGAAGGUCAUCGCACACAAAAUGUUUGACCACGUGGUCCUGGUGUUCAUCUUCCUGAACUGCAUCACUAUUGCACUGGAGAGGCCCGACAUCCUCCCCCACAGCAUGGAGCGGGUCUUUCUCAGUGUCUCCAACUAUAUUUUCACUGUGAUCUUUGUUGCUGAAAUGACUGUGAAGGUAGUGGCCUUGGGCUUCUACGCAGGGAAGAACAGCUACCUGCAGAGCAGCUGGAAUGUGCUGGAUGGAGUGCUGGUCUUCGUCUCCAUUGUGGACAUCAUCGUCUCCCUGGCAUCAGCUGGAGGGAACCGGAUUUUGGGGAUCCUACGGGUGUUGCGUCUGCUGAGGACUCUGCGACCCUUGAGGGUGAUCAGCCGUGCACCGGGUCUCAAACUUGUGGUGGAGACACUGAUCACCUCCCUGCGGCCUAUUGGCAACAUCGUGCUGAUCUGCUGCGCUUUCUUCAUCGUCUUCGGCAUCCUGGGCGUGCAGCUUUUCAAAGGGAAGUUUUACCACUGUGAGGGAUUUGACACGAGGAACAUCACCAAUAAGUCAGAUUGUCUGCAGGCAAACUAUCGCUGGAUACGAAGGAAGUACAACUUUGACAACCUGGGACAGGCUCUCAUGUCUCUGUUUGUGCUGUCCUCCAAGGACGGCUGGGUCAACAUCAUGUACGAUGGCCUGGAUGCUGUGGGAGUGGAUCAGCAGCCAAUCCGCAACCACAACCCCUGGAUGCUGCUGUACUUCAUUUCCUUCCUGCUCAUCGUCAGCUUCUUUGUGCUCAACAUGUUCGUGGGCGUGGUGGUAGAGAACUUCCACAAGUGCCGGCAGCACCAGGAGGCGGAAGAGGCACGCCUUCGCGAGGAGAAGCGCCUGAAGCGGCUGGAGAAAAGGCGCAGGAAAGCCCAGCAGAGACCGUACUACGCGGACUACUCCCCCGCCCGCCUGUACAUACACACACUGUGCACCAACCACUACCUGGACCUCUUCAUCACCUGCAUCAUUUGCAUCAACGUCGUCACCAUGUCCAUGGAGCACUACAACCAGCCAAAGUACCUUGAAGAGGCCCUGAAGUACUGCAACUAUGUCUUCACCAUUGUCUUCGUCUUCGAGGCGCUCCUCAAGCUCGUCGCCUUUGGCUUUCGCAGAUUCUUCAAAGAGCGAUGGAACCAGUUGGAUCUGGCCAUUGUUCUGCUGUCCAUCAUGGGAAUUACGCUGGAGGAAAUCGAGAUCAACGCGUCGCUCCCCAUCAACCCAACCAUAAUCCGGAUCAUGAGGGUGCUGAGGAUAGCAAGAGUGCUGAAGCUGCUCAAGAUGGCCACAGGCAUGAGAGCCCUGCUGGAUACCGUGGUGCAGGCCCUCCCGCAGGUGGGGAAUCUGGGCCUGCUCUUCAUGCUCCUUUUCUUUAUCUAUGCUGCUCUGGGCGUGGAGUUGUUUGGCAAGCUGGAGUGCAAUGAUGAAAACCCAUGUGAGGGUCUGAGCAGACACGCCACAUUUGAGAACUUUGGGAUGGCCUUUCUCACCCUCUUCAGGGUGUCCACAGGAGACAACUGGAAUGGCAUCAUGAAGGACACCCUACGUGAGUGUCGAAGUGAGGACAAGCACUGCCUGAGCUACCUGCCGCUGAUCUCACCGCUCUACUUCGUCACCUUCGUGCUGAUCGCCCAGUUCGUGCUGGUCAACGUGGUGGUGGCCGUGCUCAUGAAGCACCUCGAGGAGAGCAACAAGGAGGCCAAGGAGGAUGCGGAGAUGGAUGCGGAGAUCGAGAUGGAGAUGACACGCCGCCUCAGCACGACAUCUGGCGGGAUGACCCUGGGGCCCGAGAGCAGGGCCAGCUAUGUGGGACCACUCCCAGACUCACCUGCACAGGACGAAGUGAUGCACUGUGGCGAGGAGAACCUGUUGUCGGUGAGGAAAGCGUGUGUGUCGAGAAUGCACUCGCUUCCCAACGACAGCUACAUGUUCCGCCCCGUGAGGUCGGCCAACGCCCCCUUUCCCCUCGCUGAAGUGGAGCCUUACGAAGGGAACCUGCAUCUAGGUUCGGUCUCUUCUGUAAAUUCCCAGCCUUGUGAAGGAAGCUCCCUGCUGCGUGUCCCUGGAGCCUUGGCUCACGGCAGGCCGACCUCUGUGUAUGACAACAGCAGCCUGCCCAGGAUAGCCCCGCCAUGGUUGAGCCCCUCGCCCAGUGUUAGCAGGCCCCUGCGCAGACAGGAGGCGAUCAAAGCCGACUCCAUCGAUGUGCAGAGCUGUGACUCAAAGGACAACCUGGAGCGGCAGUCCAGUGACAGCCUACAGCUCAGGGUGCCCAUGCCUGGCAGCUUCACGUUCCCCAGACCGGGAGCUUCUGGUCAAGGCUCACCUUUGCAGACCCCGCGCAGCCGCACAUCCAGCGUGCACACUCACCGCCAGGUGUACAGCCAGCGCAGCAUUCCCAGCAGGCCAAGCAGCCAGGGGAGCGGCCGCAGCAGCAGUCCCUCCAACUCCAUAUUCGAGUCAGCAGACCCAACGGACGAAGAGGUGCGCCACAUCAACAGCUCCGCCAAGGGCUGGGGAGGCGACCAGCUUGACCUUCGCAGCCACUCCCUGUCCCCGUACGCUUGUCCUGACGGCAAGGUCCCCGUGCCCCUGAAGAACUGCAGCAGCGCCGCGAACCUGCUGGCCUGUGGACUCCGAGAGAAGGAACUGAAAAAGUUCUACAGCGUGGACACCAAAGGCUUCCUGGCCAAGCCCUCGUGGGCCGAAGACACGCGGCGGCACUCCAUCGAGAUUUGCCCCUCGGUAGACGACAGCGGCUUGGACUUUGAAGCACCGAUGGAGGGACGCAGGAGGUCCUCCCUGCACGGCCAGACAGUGCCCCCCGAGUGCCUGACAGUCCACCGGAAAAAGAAGAUGAGCCCGCCCUGUAUCUCGGUGGAGCCACCCCUUGAGACAGAGCUCCUGACCCCGGCUGCAUCGCGUGGCAAAAUACCCGAAAGCAGCAUGCUGCUGAGGAGAAGGACGCCCUCCUUCGACUCCCCCCUGCAGCGUGACUCCCUAGAGUUGCCGGACCCCCAGCUCCUUGCAGAAACCAUCCCCAAAGCAGAGAGGCAACCUUCGUGCCGCAACGAGCACCUGUCCAUUCCACAGUUCUCUUUCGACCAGUCAGACAUUAGUUCCCUCAGCAGCAUGUCGGACAUCCUCUCCGACAGCGACCAGUCCACGCACUCCUCGUACUUCGACGCCAAAGUAGAGGGUCGGACGGAGACCGAACUCAGUAAGCUGGGCCAUCUCAAGAUUCCAGCAAGCGGGGAGCUGGAGAGCAGGAGCCAAACGUUGGCCAAAAUCCAGGAGUCCAGGAGCCCUCUGAGGAAGAGGGGAUUAAUCCGCAUGGCAAGCACAAGAGACGAAGACGUCGACGACUCCGCGGCAUAGCCGCGGUGUUGAGGGAUUGCAUGAGGGCGUCCAUCCAGCACACUGUCUCGUGCAUCGGUCAGAAAUGAUCGACGCUGGUGUGUGGUCAUGGGCCUCAGGGGCCAGGUUUACAACUUUGGAUAUGCAAUUUAAGUUUUUCUAAUGGAACCUGGGAUCUAACGCUCACAGCCCAAUCACAUUGAUUUGGGUUCAAACGUCUACUGUAUUUAAUAUUAUGGAUUUGUUUGUUUAACGAUCACUUUCUUAUUGGCACUGUAUUGUGCAAGGGCACAGUAUAGUAAGGUGCAUCAUUAGCUGAGGUAUGUACAUUUUAUGUAUAUCUUGUUGUGUAAAUAAUAGAGGAAAAUAAUGUAUCAGUGCAGAAAAUACGUAUUCAUACGCACAUAUUUUUAUAGAGCUCAGUAAUGUUUUGCACACAUCAAUUUGAAUUUCAAGUUGGUUGGUGUUUUGUUGUCCUCUUGUAAAUGUACAGGUUUUGUUUUA
This is a messenger RNA of Scleropages formosus (Asian bonytongue), 7434 nucleotides long. RefSeq names its product voltage-dependent T-type calcium channel subunit alpha-1H-like. The record is from RefSeq and is a predicted model, not a curated record. Gene Ontology annotation, cellular component: membrane; voltage-gated calcium channel complex. The transcript has 33 exons. Gene Ontology annotation, biological process: calcium ion import across plasma membrane. NCBI's taxonomy places the organism in Eukaryota, Metazoa, Chordata, Actinopteri, Osteoglossiformes, Osteoglossidae. The coding region runs from base 16 to 6951 and encodes 2311 amino acids. Gene Ontology annotation, molecular function: high voltage-gated calcium channel activity.